UUAAACUUUAUAUUCUACAUAGUACAUACUCUGUUUUACUUUUACUAAAUUAAAAUGAAAAUGGUUUCGGCUGAACGUAACUUAAUAACUUUAACAAUGGUUCUCUUUGCCAUUACUUCUUAUGCACAAGGCGACUUUUUAGAUGACUGUACACAAACAUUAACAUUUCUUGGAUAUACUGGAAAAUUUUCUGAUGAUACACGUUUGGAUAUAACGAAAGACUCGGUACAAGCUAAAUAUAACGCAAAUAAUCACGAUAUUAAAAACAAAUAUAAUGAGGAAACAAUGUAUGCAAUAGGGUUUUAUUAUUUAAUGGUUUUACCUACGGUACCUAAUGCUGCUAAUUGUAUUGAAGUAGUCUGCAGUACACUCAACGCUAUGGAUAAGAAAAAAGGAGAUGGAAGUGCAUUGGCAUAUGUUAAAAAGGCAGCAGAAAAUGACCUAAACCUGCAAUACAAACAAAUAUAAGGAUAAUUCUUAAAGUUAUAAGUCAAGUACAAAAUUAAUUCAAGCAAACAUUUAUAUGAUUUAUAUAAAUAUAUAGAUUCAAAAUUAAUAUACCGAUGUAUAUAUAUUUUUUAAUAAAUUUACUGAUGUAUGAUUUCAA
Messenger RNA from Rhopalosiphum padi (bird cherry-oat aphid), 607 nucleotides. RefSeq lists its product as uncharacterized. The record is from RefSeq and is a predicted model, not a curated record. The transcript is spliced from 9 exons. Lineage: Eukaryota; Metazoa; Arthropoda; Insecta; Hemiptera; Aphididae. Bases 55 to 468 code for a protein of 137 amino acids.